AUGGCAACCUCAAUUUCAUAUGCCAGUGGUUCAGACCUGGACAGUGACGCUGAAAAUAAUCGUACACUUCCGGAGUGUUUUGAUUUUGUAUUUAAAUUACACGAGGAAUUCGAAACCACAAGCGAACCAACUUCUUCGGAUCAUUUACAGAAACAACUCAGAGAAGGCAUUCUUUUGUGUGAAAAGGCAAUCCGUAUAGUUAAUGAUUUGCAACUAUUCAGUAACAAUGAAGAUUUUGAGGAAGUCUCCACAAAUGAAAUCAAGUACAUGCUUCUGUCUGCUUUCCUGGCAUACCUAACGGGACUUAACACACAUCUGCCCAGAAGUGUCGCAGUGAACAAAUCAAAGCUCUGCUACUUAGAUUUUCUGAAGCUGCUGAAAAGCUAUGAUGUUAUUCAAUAUGAUGUUCACCAUUCUGAGGAUGAUGAAGAGGAGAAUACAAUGUCAUUGGUUAAGCGACCAUCAAGCCAAAAUUCUGAUCUCAGUUUGCAAGCGGCACAGAGAAAUAACAAAAUUCAACGAUUCAAGGAAAAGAAAGCCAUGGAAAAAAAGAUGACAGAUUUAAAGGUGUACAUGGAUAAAGAACACGUGGAUGAUGAGAUUAAGAGAGAAUUUUAUCUCACCCUGUUGAAGCACUGGGCCAGUAAAGCUGUCGAUGAAAUUGACAGCUGUAAUCUUGAGCUUCAGAUGUUGAAACAUCGAGAAGAGAUGGCCAGAAAUGGACAAGGGAGCCAGUUGAAUGUGUCGAGGAAUAAUGAAACCAAAAAAGUUAAGUCAUUCCGGCCAUUCAUUCUGACGAAGACGCAGAUUCAGAAGCAAGUUUUUGGGCUGGGAUACCCAUCCAUGCCAACUAUGACAGUUGAUGAGUUUUACGAGCAGAAACUCAAGGAGGGAACAUUGUCAGAGUCAGUUCAUACAGGGCACAGCAUGCAGAACUGGGCUCAGAAUCCUGAGCAAGAUGCUUUAGAGAUAGAAAAGGAAGAUGCAGAGAAAGAACUCAAGGCUGAACGAGAUGAUGAAGAAGCUUUGGCACGGGCAAGAGCAAUGGAUGACUGGAAGGAUGACCACAGGCGAGGGGAAGGAAACAGAUACAAUAAAGGAUAG
Messenger RNA from Candidula unifasciata, 1104 nucleotides. The record is from the annotation of a GenBank genome assembly. NCBI's taxonomy places the organism in Eukaryota, Metazoa, Mollusca, Gastropoda, Stylommatophora, Geomitridae.